CGGGAUGUCCACACUACCUGAAAAUAUUCUCGACAACAUGGUUAUUCCUCCCCUGUACGAGGCGUACAGAGAAGCCCACGCAAGUUCCCUGAAAGAGCACACCAUCCACCACAUCGACGGAACUGCGUUUAAUCAAGUGUUCUUCUUGUCCUUCGCCCUGGGCCUCUGCGAGAAUAUGGACAAAUCUGCGAUGCGAGAUAUCGUGAUCGAAGGCAGAGCCAUCCCUGCCAGGUACAGAGUCAAUGUUCCCCUCAUGAACUUCAACAAGUUCGGCAAGAUCUUUGGGUGUCCGCCUGGUUCUCCCAUGAACCCCGUCCACAAGUGCACCACCUGGAUGAAAUACGAGAAAUAAACACGCAGCCGUUCUGUGUA
This is a messenger RNA of Ornithodoros turicata, 372 nucleotides long. RefSeq names its product endothelin-converting enzyme 1-like. The record is from RefSeq and is a predicted model, not a curated record. Gene Ontology annotation, biological process: protein processing. The transcript is spliced from 3 exons. Lineage: Eukaryota; Metazoa; Arthropoda; Arachnida; Ixodida; Argasidae. The coding region runs from base 5 to 352 and encodes 115 amino acids. Gene Ontology annotation, cellular component: plasma membrane. Gene Ontology annotation, molecular function: metalloendopeptidase activity.